AUGACUGAAAUAGAAGGCUCACUCACUCUGCCAGAUGGCAUUGAGCUGUAUACCAAGACUUGGAAGCCUACUGGAACUCCACGCGCUACCAUAGCCUUCAUCCACGGCUUCAGUGACCAUUGCAAUGCCUAUCACAACUUCUUUCCAACGCUGGCAUCAGCAGGCUUAGAAAUCAGGUCUUUUGACCAGCGAGGCUGGGGCCGGAGCGCAAAGCAAGCCCGCGACCGGGGCAACACAGGCCCAACCAGCCAAGUGCUCUCAGACAUCCAUGUCUUCCUUCAGAGCCUCCCUGCACAGCCCAACAUUCCGCUCUUCCUAAUGGGCCACAGCAUGGGCGGUGGCCAGGUCCUCAACUACAUCUUCCGCCCCGACUCACCAUACAAUGAGCCCAGCCAAGCCGCCUCCCGGCCCAAGUUUACUGGCGUGCUUCUGUAUUCUCCUUUAAUUGCUAUCCAUCCGUCCUCGCGCCCUUCCAAGUUUACAGUUGCCGCUGGAAGGAUUGUUGCAAAGCUUAUCCCGCAUAAGCAGCGAUACUCGCCGCUUGACGCAAAUUUGGUUUCUCGUAAUAAGGAGACUGUCAAGGACUUUGUAGAUGAUGAGCUUUGUCAUGAUACGGGGACUUUUGAGGGUUUGGCGGGGAUGUUGGAUCGUGGAAUCUGGUUAGAGGGUAUGUUUGAGGGCGGGGCUUGGGCUAAGUCUGACUUGCCGUUUUGGUUUGGACAUGGUAAUGGCGAUCGCAUUACUAGCCAUGAGGCAACGGAGAACUUCGUGAAGGCGUUGCAGAAAAAGGGCGGUGAUGUGAAGUUUGAGACUUAUGAGGACGCUUAUCAUAAGCUGAGUGCUGAGUUGCCGGAGACGACUGACAAAUUUGCUGCGGACGUUACAGCUUGGAUUUCAGGAAAGGUGCCUGGGACGGAGACUGUGGAUGUUCCAAAUGAGGCGCUGAGUGCUGAGGUUCGGAGCGAGGCUGUUCUGGACACUGCUGCCAUUGAGGUGGCUGGCGAUGGAAAGGCAAAGUAG
Messenger RNA from Penicillium soppii, 1020 nucleotides. RefSeq names its product acylglycerol lipase. Gene Ontology annotation, molecular function: lipase activity. Gene Ontology annotation, cellular component: membrane. NCBI's taxonomy places the organism in Eukaryota, Fungi, Ascomycota, Eurotiomycetes, Eurotiales, Aspergillaceae. The record is from RefSeq and is a predicted model, not a curated record. The transcript has 4 exons. The coding region runs from base 1 to 1020 and encodes 339 amino acids.